AAGAGGAGAAAGAGAAAGAGGAUAAGGAGGCGGUGGGGCUGGAGAACCCGAAACACCUCCCGGCGCCGGGACGCUUCUUCUGUUCCUAAUGUGAGAAGGUAGGCCCAGAUCAUGGAGGUGCUACAGUGUGAUGGCUGUGACUUCCGAGCCCCAUCUUACGAAGAUCUCAAGGCGCACAUCCAGGAUGUCCACACAGCAUUUCUGCAGCCAACUGAUGUUGCUGAAGACAAUGCUAAUGAGCCACGAUCCGGGUCCAUGAACGCCAGUAACCAGACAGAGGUGGAGUAUUCUUCGAUAAAGGACGAAUUUGCAAUCGCAGAGGAUUUAUCAGGUCAAAAUGCAACUGCAUUGGGGACCGGAAGCUACUAUGGCCACAGUCCAGGAUAUUACGGUCAGCAUAUUGCCCCUAAUCCCAAACCAACAAACAAGUUUUUUCAAUGCAAGUUCUGCGUACGCUACUUCAGGUCAAAAAAUCUCCUCAUCGAACACACAAGGAAGGUCCACGGAGCUCAAGCUGAAGGGAGUUCGGCGGGCCCCCCUGUUCCAGGAUCCUUAAAUUAUAAUAUCAUGAUGCAUGAGGGAUUUGGAAAGGUCUUCUCUUGCCAGUUUUGCACAUACAAGUCACCGAGGAGGGCGAGAAUAAUUAAGCACCAGAAGAUGUAUCACAAAAACAAUUUGAAGGAGACCACUGCUCCCCUCCCUGCCCCUGCUCCAAUGCCAGACCCUGUGGUCCCACCCGUGUCCCUGCAGGACCCCUGCAAGGAACUGCCAGCAGAGGUCGUGGAACGCAGCAUCUUAGAGUCCAUGGUCAAGCCUUUGACCAAGUCUCGAGGCAACUUUUGCUGUGAGUGGUGCAGCUACCAGACACCCCGCCGGGAGCGCUGGUGUGAUCACAUGAUGAAGAAGCAUCGCAGCAUGGUCAAGAUCCUUUCCAGCCUCCGCCAGCAGCAAGAAGGGACUAACCUCCCCGAUGUGCAGAACAAAAGCGCCCCCAGCCCCACUUCCAACUCCACCUAUCUGUCCAUGAAUGCUGCAAGCCGGGAGAUGCCCAGCGCCAACGUCUCCAACUUCCGGGGCUCCAUCAGUAACUCCAUCAUGAGACCCAAUUCUUCGUCCGCUUCCAAGUUUCCACCCGUGUCUUACCCUCAGAUGAAGCCGAAGUCCCCUCACAACUCUGGCCUUGUUAACUUGGCGGAGAGAUCGCGUUAUGGCAUGGCUGACAUGACCAAUUCCUCUGCUGACCUGGAAACCAACAGCAUGCUGAAUGACUCCAGUUCUGAUGAAGAGUUGAACGAGCUAGAUAGCGAGAACGGCUUGAAUGCCAUGGAUCACCAGACGUCAGGCAUAUCUGCAGAACAGCUGAUGGGCUCGGACGGCAACAAGUUGCUGGAGACCAAGGGGAUUCCGUUUAGAAGGUUCAUGAAUAGGUUCCAGUGCCCCUUCUGUCCCUUCCUCACUAUGCAUCGACGUAGCAUCUCCCGUCACAUAGAAAACAUCCAUUUGUCCGGAAAGACCGCCGUCUACAAAUGUGAUGAAUGUCCGUUUACUUGCAAGAGCUCGUUGAAGCUUGGGGCUCACAAGCAGUGUCACACGGGUACAACGUCAGAUUGGGAUGCUGUGAAUUCCCAGAGCGAGAGCCUUUCUGCUUCCCUGAACGAAGGUGUCGUGUCUUAUGAGAGCUCGAGCGUCAACGGCAGAAAGCCGGGGGUCCUGUUGGAUCCCCUGCAGCAGCAACAGCCACCACCCCCGCCGCCACCACCACCCCCACCGCCGUCCCAGCCACAUCCACCGCAGCUACAGCCGCCCCACCAGGUGCCAGCCCAGCCGCAGCCCCAGCCCCCGCCGGUGCAGCCGCCCCAGCCGCCCAUGCCAGCCCCACCCCUGCACCCUUACAAAUGCACCAUGUGUAAUUACUCCACCACGACUCUGAAAGGGCUACGGGUCCAUCAGCAGCACAAGCACUCGUUCUGCGACAACUUGCCAAAAUUCGAGGGGCAGCCCUCAAGCCUGCCGUUGGAGAGCGAGACAGACAGCCACCCCUCUUCCAGCAACACUGUGAAGAAAAGUCAGACCUCAAUUCUUGGGUUGUCCUCCAAGAACAAUUUUGUAGCUAAGGCCUCUAGGAAGCUCGCCAACGACUUUCCCCUCGAUCUGUCACCCGUGAAGAAGAGAACGAGGAUCGACGAGAUUGCAAGCAACCUGCAGAGCAAAAUCAACCAGACAAAGCAGCAGGAGGACGCGGUGAUCAACGUGGAGGAUGACGAGGAGGAAGAGGAAGACAACGAAGUGGAGAUAGAGGUCGAGUUGGACAGGGAGGAAGAGCCCACAGAGCCGGUCAUGGAGGUGUCCACAUCCUUCUCGGCCCAGCAGAUCUGGGCGAGAGACGCUGGCGAGCCCCAAAAGGAGCCCAGCUUCAGAAGCGUCGCCCACGACUACAACGCCACCAACGGGGCGGAAAUUGAGCUCACCCUUUCCGAAGACGAAGAGGAUUACUAUGGCUCCUCGGCCAACAUGAAAGACCACCAGGUUUCCAGUACUGCUCUGCUGAACACCCAGACUCCCAUCUAUGGGACAGAGCACAGUAACGAGAACACAGACUUUGGUGACUCUGGACGGCUUUAUUAUUGCAAACACUGUGACUUUAACAACAAAUCGGCCCGGAGCGUCAGCACCCACUACCAACGGAUGCACCCUUAUAUCAAGUUCAGCUUUCGGUACAUCUUGGACCCCAACGACCACAGUGCCGUGUACAGGUGCCUGGAAUGCUACAUUGACUACACCAACUUUGAAGACCUGCAGCAGCAUUACGGUGAACACCACCCAGAAGCCAUGAAUGUACUCAACUUCGACCAUUCGGACCUGAUCUACCGGUGUCGGUUUUGUUCCUACACGAGCCCGAACGUCCGAAGCCUGAUGCCGCAUUACCAAAGAAUGCAUCCCACAGUCAAGAUCAACAACGCGAUGAUAUUUUCCAGCUAUGUCGUGGAGCAGCAGGAAGGGCUAAAUACGGAAUCCCAGACACUGAGGGAGAUUCUGAAUUCAGCCCCCAAGAGCAUGGCGACUUCCACUCCCGUGGCUCGCGGUGGCGGUCUGCAGGCUACAUUUAAUAAAAACACUUCUUCAAAGACCUAUACUCCAGAAUGUGAAAAUCAGAAGGACCCCUCAGUUAACACUGUUGUCGUUUACGAUUGUGACGUUUGUUCGUUUGCAAGCCCCAACAUGCAUUCUGUCUUGGUUCAUUAUCAGAAGAAACACCCGGAAGAAAAGGCUUCCUACUUUAGGAUCCAGAAAACCAUGCGAAUGGUGUCUGUGGACAGGGGCUCUGCCCUUUCUCAAUUAUCAUUUGAGGUGGGUGCUCCAAUGUCUCCCAAAAUGUCCAACAUGGGUUCCCCACCCCCCCCACAACCCCCGCCACCAGACCUCAGUACUGAGCUUUACUACUGCAAACACUGUUCCUACAGCAAUCGGUCAGUUGUGGGAGUGCUUGUCCACUACCAGAAAAGACACCCAGAAAUAAAGGUCACUGCCAAAUAUAUCAGACAGGCUCCUCCCACAGCUGCAAUGAUGAGGGGGUCUGAGGGGCCCCAAGGCUCCCCUCGGCCACCCGCCCCCAUACAACAGCUCAACCGCAGCAGCUCUGAGCGAGAUGGCCCUCCUGUGGAGAACGAGAUGUUCUUUUGCCAGCACUGUGAUUACGGGAACCGGACGGUCAAGGGUGUCCUCAUUCACUAUCAGAAGAAGCACCGAGACUUCAAGGCCAAUGCAGAUGUGAUCCGGCAGCACACGGCCACCAUCCGAAGCCUCUGUGACCGGAACCAGAAGAAGCCUGCCAGCUGUGUGCUCAUGGCCCCCUCCAGCGCGGAGCGGGACAAAGCGAAACUUCGAGCGCUCAAGUGUAGGCAGUGCUCAUAUACCUCCCCCUACUUCUAUGCACUGAGGAAGCAUAUCAAGAAAGACCACCCUGCCCUGAAGGCCACAGUCACGUCCAUCAUGCGGUGGGCGUUCCUUGAUGGCUUGAUAGAAGCUGGCUACCACUGCGAGUGGUGCAUCUAUUCGCACACAGAGCCCAACGGUCUGCUCCUGCAUUACCAGAGGAGGCAUCCAGAGCAUUACGUUGACUACACUUACAUGGCUACCAAACUCUGGGCUGGGCCAGACCCGUCCCCUCCCUCCCUCGCGCUGCCCACAGAAGCCAAAACGUACCGAUGCAGAGACUGUGUCUUUGAGGCCAUGUCCAUCUGGGACAUCACCAAUCACUACCAGGCAUUCCAUCCCUGGGCCAUGAAUGGUGAUGAGUCGGUGCUGCUGGAUAUCAUCAAGGAGAAAGAUGCCAUCGAGAAUCCCCUCCCCCCCUCCGCCGAAGAGCUGGUGGGUCCCGUGAAUUGCGAAAACAGCUUGCCCACUCCACUCCCCGAGCAGGACGCAGAGUGCCCAGAUGACCCGAGGCUCUCCCCAGAGAAGAGCAUCCAGCUGGCCUCGGCCAACCCGGCCAUCUCGUCCACCCCGUACCAGUGCACAGUUUGCCAGUCUGAGUACAACAACCUGCAUGGCCUGCUCACCCACUACGGAAAGAAGCACCCCGGCAUGAAGGUGAAGGCUGCUGACUUUGCCCAGGACAUCGACAUCAACCCCGGCGCCGUCUACAAAUGCAGACACUGCCCCUACAUCAACACCCGCAUCCACGGCGUCCUGACGCACUACCAGAAGCGCCACCCGGCCAUCAAGGUGACCGCCGAGGACUUCGUGCACGAUGUGGAGCAGUCCGCGGACAUAGCCCAGAACGACGUGGAGGAGACGAGCAGGAUCUUCAAGCAAGGCUACGGCGCCUACCGUUGCAAACUGUGUCCCUACACGCACGGCACUCUGGAGAAGCUCAAGAUCCACUACGAGAAGUACCACAAUCAGCCCGAAUUCGACGUCUUUUCCCCGUCGCCCCCGAAGCUGCCGGUCUCCCUGGAGCCCGAGAUGACCACGGAAGUGAGCCCCUCCCAGGUAUCCGCUGCUGAGGAGGACGUGGGAGAGGAUCCCAUGUCCACGUCGCACUUCUCCGCCUCGCAUCUGGUCUCCCACACUGUGUUCCGGUGUCAGCUCUGCAAGUACUUCUGCUCCACGAGGAAGGGCAUCGCCAGGCACUACCGCAUCAAGCACAACAACGUCCGCGCCCAGCCAGAGGGCAAGAACAACCUCUUCAAGUGCGCACUAUGCGCCUACACCAACCCCAUCCGCAAGGGGCUGGCGGCCCACUACCAGAAGCGCCACGACAUCGACGCCUACUACACCCACUGCCUGGCCGCCUCCCGGACCAUCAGCGACAAGCCCAACAAGGUGAUCAUCCCUUCCCCGCCCAAGGAUGACUCCCCGCAGCUCAGCGAGGAGCUGCGGCGGGCCGUGGAGAAGAAAAAGUGCUCGCUGUGCUCCUUCCAGUCCUUCAGCAAGAAGGGCAUCGUGUCCCACUACAUGAAGCGCCACCCGGGGGUGUUCCCGAAGAAGCAGCACGCCAGCAAGCUGGGCGGCUAUUUCACGGCCGUCUACGCGGAUGAGCACGAGAAGCCGGUGCUGAUGGAAGAGGAGGAGAGAGGCAGCUUCGAGAAGGCCGAGGUGGAGGGAAGCGAAGCUGCGGAGACCGAGUGGCUCCCGUUCCGCUGCGUCAGGUGCUUCAAGCUGUCCUUCAGCACGGCCGAGCUGCUGUGCAUGCACUACACCGACCACCACAGCCGGGACCUCAAGAGGGACUUCGUCAUCCUGGGCGGCGGCCCCCGCCUGCAGAGCCCCGCCUACCAGUGUAAGCACUGUGAUAGCAAACUGCAAAGCACAGCGGAGCUGACCUCACACUUGAACGUUCACAAUGAGGAAUUCCAGAAGCGUGCCAAACGUCAGGAGAGGAGGAAACAGCUUUUGAGCAAGCAGAAAUAUGCAGAUGGUGCUUUUGCAGAUUUCAAACAAGAGAGGCCUUUUGGUCACUUAGAAGAGGUGCCAAAGAUCAAGGAGAGGAAGGUGGUGGGCUACAAGUGUAAAUUCUGUGUGGAAGUGCACCCGACGCUCCGAGCCAUCUGCAACCACCUGCGGAAGCACGUCCAGUAUGGCAGCGUCCCCGCCGUGUCCGCCGCCGUGAAGGGGCUGCGUUCUCAUGAGAGGAGCCAUCUGGCCCUGGCCAUGUUUACCCGCGAGGACAAGUACAGCUGCCAGUAUUGCUCCUUUGUUUCUGCUUUCAGGCACAACUUGGAUCGCCAUAUGCAAACCCACCACGGACACCAUAAACCAUUCCGGUGCAAACUCUGCUCCUUCAAGUCCUCCUAUAACAGCCGGCUGAAAACACAUAUACUCAAGGCUCACGCUGGUGAACAUGCCUACAAGUGUUCUUGGUGCUCAUUUUCCACCAUGACAAUCAGCCAGUUGAAGGAACACUCCCUCAAGGUCCACGGAAAAGCCCUAACCCUCCCCAGGCCACGAAUUGUCAGUCUGCUCUCCUCCCACGCUCACCACUCCUCCCAGAAAGCUACCCCAGCCGAAGAAGUAGAAGACUCUAAUGACUCCUCGUACUCCGAACCUCCAGAUGUUCAGCAGCAGUUGAACCACUAUCAGUCCGCCGCGCUGGCGAGGAACAACAGCCGCGUCAGCCCCGUGCCUCUCUCCGGGGCCGCCGGGGGUGCCGAGCAGAAAACCGAGGCUGUUCUGCACUGCGAAUUCUGUGAAUUCUCCUCUGGCUACAUCCAGAGUAUCAGACGCCAUUACAGGGACAAGCAUGGUGGGAAGAAGCUCUUCAAGUGCAAAGACUGCUCCUUUUACACAGGCUUUAAAUCUGCUUUUACUAUGCACGUGGAAGCUGGGCAUUCAGCGGUUCCCGAGGAGGGCCCCAAAGAUCUCCGCUGUCCUCUCUGCCUCUAUCACACCAAAUACAAACGCAACAUGAUUGACCACAUCGUGCUGCACCGAGAAGAGCGAGUUGUCCCCAUCGAAGUGUGCCGUUCCAAACUGUCCAAAUACUUGCAGGGAGUAGUUUUCCGCUGUGAUAAGUGCACCUUCACCUGCUCCAGUGAUGAGAGCCUCCAGCAACACAUAGAAAAGCACAAUGAACUAAAACCUUACAAAUGCCAGCUCUGCUACUAUGAGACCAAGCACACGGAGGAACUGGACAGCCACCUUCGGGACGAGCAUAAGGUGAGCCGUAAUUUUGAGCUGGUUGGACGGGUUAACUUGGAUCAGCUGGAACAGAUGAAGGAAAAGAUGGAGAGCUCCAGCAGUGAGGAUGAGGACAAGGAAGAAGAAAUGAGCAGCAAGGCUGAUGACAGAGAUCUGAUGAGAUUUUCGGACCGUGGGGCUGCUAUUAACACCGAGAAACGUUUUCCGUGUGAAUUUUGCGGACGGGCGUUUUCACAGGGCUCUGAGUGGGAAAGGCAUGUGCUGAGACACGGCAUGGCGUUGAAUGACACCAAGCAGGUGAGCAGAGAAGAAAUCCACCUGAAAGAGAGUAUGGAGGACAGUAUUAAGAUGCCCUCUAUAGAGGAAAAGGAAGAUGACGAGGCAAUCGGGAUAGACUUUUCCCUAAAGAGCGAAACAGUAGCCAUUUGUGUAGUAGCUGCUGACAAAUCUCUCCUGGAGAAUGCAGAGGCCAAAAAUGAAUAA
Enhydra lutris kenyoni (northern sea otter) is the source of this 7623-nucleotide messenger RNA. RefSeq names its product zinc finger protein 462. Lineage: Eukaryota; Metazoa; Chordata; Mammalia; Carnivora; Mustelidae. The transcript has 13 exons. Gene Ontology annotation, cellular component: nucleus. Gene Ontology annotation, biological process: regulation of gene expression. The coding region runs from base 112 to 7623 and encodes 2503 amino acids. The record is from RefSeq and is a predicted model, not a curated record.